This is a messenger RNA of Thamnophis elegans (Western terrestrial garter snake), 6992 nucleotides long. RefSeq names its product pumilio RNA binding family member 2 (gene PUM2). The transcript is spliced from 21 exons. Gene Ontology annotation, molecular function: mRNA 3'-UTR binding. Gene Ontology annotation, cellular component: cytosol; cytoplasm. The coding region runs from base 291 to 3488 and encodes 1065 amino acids. NCBI's taxonomy places the organism in Eukaryota, Metazoa, Chordata, Lepidosauria, Squamata, Natricidae. Gene Ontology annotation, biological process: regulation of mRNA stability; miRNA processing. The record is from RefSeq and is a predicted model, not a curated record.
CCGCCGCCGCCGCCGCCGCGUAUGUCCGUCCCUCUCUCUCUCUGCCUUUCACUCGCCAUGUUGUGAGCUUCCUUCCCGUUGACAACGACGGUGGCGGCGGCAGAGGUGGAGGAGGUGGUGGAGGAGGAGGGGGAGGGGCGGUGGCAGGAAGGCAAGGGUGGCAGGGAGGGGGCAAUUGGAUCGUUGUUGGCAAGAGUCUUCCGGGAGGAAGAGGGAGCCCCCUCCUUUCCGUGUCCGUUACAACCAACAGCGCUGCCCGCUCACCUCAGCUCGUUUGUUCUGUGGAUGAAAUGAAUCAUGAGUUUCAAGCUCUUGCAUUAGAAUCUCGGGGAAUGGGAGAGCUGCUACCUGCCAAAAAAUUUUGGGAACCAGAUGAUCCAGCAAAGGAUGGACAAAAAGGGAUAUUUCUUGGUGAUGAGUGGAGAGAAACUGCUUGGGCAACACCUCACCACUCCAUGUCACAACCUAUUAUGGUUCAAAGAAAGCCUGGACAUGUUUUUCAUGGAACAAGUGAAGUAAACGCUGUCUUAUCUCCUCGAUCAGAGAGUGGUGGCCUUGGUGUGAGCAUGGUCGAAUAUGUGCUAAGUUCUUCUCCAGCUGAUAAAUUGGACUCCCGGUUUAGGAAAGGAGCUUUUGGCACUAGAGAAGCUGAAACAGAUGGACCUGAGAAAGCAGACCAGAAAGGCAAGGUUUCUCCAUUUGAGGAGGACAAGAACAGAGAUCUUAAACAAGUUGAUGAUGACGAUGUUACCAAAAUAAAUGGCAGAGGCUUGCCAAAUGGAAUGGAUGCUGAUAGCAAAGAUUUUAACAGUCGUACUCCUGGAAGCCGACAAGCAUCCCCAACUGAAGUAACUGAGCGUUUGGGUCCAAACCCUAACACCGCUGAAGGCUUGUCUUCGCUUUCUAAUCCUUCAACUCACAAGCCACUGGUGGAAGAAUUUUCAAACUCCGAAUCUCAGAAUUUGGAUGCUAUGGAACAAGUGGGUCUUGAUUCUCUGCAGUUUGAUUAUCCUGGAAAUCAGGUACAAAUGGAUUCUUCAGGAGCUACUGUGGGACUCUUCGAUUACAAUUCACAACAACAAAUAUUUCAGAGGACUAAUCCUCUUACUGUUCAGCAGUUAACAGCAGCACAACAGCAACAGUAUGCACUGGCAGCAGCUCAGCAACCACAUAUAGGUGUAUUUUCGGCAGGCUUGGCUCCAGCUGCUUUUGUGCCAAAUCCCUAUAUUAUCAGUGCUGCUCCCCCAGGUGCUGACCCAUAUACAGCAGCAGGCUUGGCUGCUGCAGCUACCUUAGCAGGGCCAGCAGUUGUUCCUCCUCAGUAUUAUGGAGUUCCUUGGGGUGUGUAUCCAGCCAAUUUGUUUCAACAGCAAGCAGCCGCCGCAGCAAACAGCACUGCCAAUCAGCAGGCUGCAUCACAGGCACAACAAGGACAGCAGCAGGUUCUUCGUACUGGAGGUAAUCAGCGCCCUCUCACUCCCAACCAGAGUCAGCAAGGGCAGCAGGCAGAGUCCCUUGCAGCAGCUGCAGCAGCAAAUCCAGCUUUGGCUUUUGGCCAGGGUCUUGCCACUGGCAUGCCAGGCUAUCAAGUGCUAGCCCCCACUGCCUAUUAUGAUCAGACGGGUGCCUUGGUGGUAGGUCCAGGGGCCAGAACUGGACUUGGAGCACCUGUCAGGUUGGUGGCUUCAGCACCUGUUAUCAUCAGUUCUGCAGCUGCACAAGCAGCUGCUGCAGCUUCAGCUGGAGGAACAGCAAGCAAUAUCACAGGAACCACAAAUGGGCUUUUUCGGCCCCUUGGUCCUCAGCCUCAACAGCAGCAACAGCAGACAAACAACAGUCUACAGUCUAAUUCCUUUUAUGGCAACAAUACUUUAACCAAUAAUUCUCAGAGUAGUUCACUCUUUUCACAUGGUCCUGGUCAACCAGGAAACACAUCUCUUGGCUUUGGAAGUAGCAGCUCCUUGGGAGCUGCCAUUGGGUCUGCACUUGGUGGAUUUGGCUCAACCGUUGGCAGUUCUGCAAGUAGUAGUGCCACAAGGAGAGAGUCUCUAUCUACUAGUUCUGACUUGUACAAAAGAUCUAGUAGCAGCCUAGCACCCAUAGGGCAGCCAUUUUACAAUAGUCUGGGAUUUUCCUCCUCUCCAAGCCCAAUAGGCAUGCCUCUGCCAAGCCAAACUCCAGGACAUUCACUUACGCCACCGCCAUCACUUUCAUCACAUGGAUCCUCAUCCAGUUUGCAUUUAGGGGGAUUGACCAAUGGUAGUGGUCGCUAUAUUUCAGCAGCCCCUGGAGCAGAAGCCAAGUAUCGCAGUGCUGCAAAUACCUCCAGUCUUUUCAGCUCAAGCAGCCAGUUGUUUCCGCCCUCACGGCUACGUUACAAUAGAUCUGACAUUAUGCCCUCUGGGCGGAGUAGGUUAUUGGAGGAUUUCAGAAAUAAUCGCUUUCCUAACCUUCAACUAAGAGACCUUGUUGGGCAUAUAGUUGAAUUUUCACGGGAUCAGCAUGGCUCUAGAUUUAUACAACAGAAAUUAGAGAGAGCUACUCCGGCUGAGCGCCAAAUGUUGUUUAGUGAAAUUCUACAAGCAGCGUAUCAGCUGAUGACAGAUGUGUUUGGAAACUAUGUAAUACAGAAAUUCUUUGAGUUUGGAAGCAUUGACCAGAAGUUAGCACUUGCAACGCGCAUUCGUGGACAUGUUCUCCCAUUAGCUUUACAGAUGUAUGGGUGUCGAGUCAUUCAGAAAGCUUUAGAGUCUAUUUCACCUGACCAGCAGGUAAUUAAUGAAAUGGUGAAGGAACUAGAUGGUCAUGUCCUAAAAUGUGUUAAGGAUCAAAACGGAAAUCAUGUCGUACAAAAGUGUAUUGAAUGUGUUCAGCCACAAUCACUCCAAUUUAUUAUUGAUGCUUUUAAAGGACAGGUGUUUGUGCUUUCAACUCACCCUUAUGGCUGCAGAGUAAUUCAACGUAUUCUUGAGCAUUGUACUGCCGAACAGACCUUGCCCAUUUUGGAAGAAUUGCAUCAACACACAGAACAGCUUGUGCAGGACCAGUAUGGAAACUACGUUAUUCAGCAUGUUCUGGAACAUGGCCGCCCUGAAGACAAGAGUAAAAUUGUUACUGAAAUCAGAGGGAAAGUUCUGACUUUAAGUCAGCAUAAAUUUGCCAGCAAUGUGGUGGAAAAAUGUGUGACUCAUGCAUCUCGUGCUGAAAGAGCUUUGCUUAUUGAUGAAGUAUGUUGCCAGAACGAUGGUCCUCACAGUGCCUUAUACACCAUGAUGAAGGACCAAUAUGCAAACUAUGUUGUUCAGAAGAUGAUUGACAUGGCGGAACCAGCUCAGCGUAAGAUUAUAAUGCACAAAAUUCGACCCCAUAUUACAACCUUGCGUAAAUACACCUAUGGGAAGCAUAUCCUUGCCAAGCUGGAAAAAUACUACCUGAAGAACAAUGCCGAUCUGGGGCCAGUUGGAGGACCACCAAAUGGGAUGCUUUGAAGAUAAGUUGAAGGAGCAGUCCAAAAGAUGAAUUGUAUUGUGAAUUAUCAAAACACCCAACUUAACUAAAAUUUUGUGAUUUUUAAAAAAUAUAUUUAUUGACUUCAUCCAUUUGUAAAAAUUUUUAUUCAUGUGUAUAUUUUUGGGGAAUGAAUUGCAACAUAUUGCCAUUUCUUAACAGAGACCUAUCAGAUUGCAAGGCUUACAAAGCACAGAAUGCCUGUAAAUGAUGUAACUAUCGGAAUAGCUCUCCCAUUUUGUAAAUUUUUACCUUGUAAAGUCACUGAAUAAAAUAGUUUUUAAAGGGAAAAAGUACAGUAUUCUUUUAAUAUACUGGCUUACAGUCUGGUAGGUCUAUCCACCAUCAUUGCACAACAUGUUUAUAUAAUUGUAUAUAGAAUUAGUUUUCAUUUCCCCCCUUUGUGUGGAAUCUUUUUUAUAACAGUUGGAAAUGAAGCAAUUGCAUAAUUAUUAUUUAACAUGAUACAGAAAGUUAAGUUCUGUAUUUUGGUGGUUCACAAUUUUAUAGUCCCAAAAGCAAUCAGGGUACUGCAAUUACCAGUAAAGAAGUCAUAAAAUGUGAACAAUGAUGAGUAGUUUCCACCUUUUACUCUGGAAAUAUUUUUUUUAAAAAAACGGUGCCCUUUUCUCCGGCAGUGUACAGAAGCCAUGUAUAUAAUUUAAUAUUUAACUAAUGGUGCAAGAAUAGGGUAUAAAAUCAAGAUAGUACUUGGAUCCAGCAAUGUACUGUCUGGGAAAGAAUAAAUUCAAUAAAUAAAUAGGCAGACAGUUGGUGUAAGAUGUGUGUUUUGCUUUGCAUAUACAAUUGUAAGAUGGGAUUUGAAAAUUGAGCAUAUGCUUGAAGUAGUAGAUGAAUUUGUAGGCAAUUGAUGGAGGAAAGAGCCUACUUAAAUUUGAUAGUGCAACAUCUAAAGCAUGAUUAAAUAUUCAGAUAGAUUUUUUUGCUUCCUUAUAAAUAUAAGCAUUAUAUAAGUAUAGUUAAUAGAUGUAAGUUUACCGUUUGUAAACAGAUUCCUUGUUUUCAAUGUUUUAAAAGCCUUGCUAAUUAAGUAGUGAUGCUUACCUUGGUUGUACAGAUGUACAUUUGUAAACCUUCAUGCUGUAAAUGUAAUUUGUUUUACCCCUUUUGGGAAGAAAAUUUGCAUUUUAGUGUAUAUUCAUAUCCCUGCCCCUCUACCCUGACAUAGUGUUGUAUAAUGUAAAUUUAUUUCAGCAAAUCAAGACUGGUUUUUUAAAAAAGUCUAUCUUUAUAUGGUUUCAGAAAUAUGAAUCAGCUUUCUUUGAUCUGUUACAAAAAUCUUUUGUUUGUUACAUAGCUAUUCUGUUAAUAUGGACAUUUUGGAAAUUUUAAAUAAGUUUAAACAUUAAUGAGAAUAAAGAUAAUUAAUGGACAGAAAUACUGAUGACAGAAACCAGUGAUUCUUCCAUCUUAAAUGUGGCACGAUUUGUUUUUGUAUAGAAGAAUGCUGUAUUUUUGAACAGCUUGUUUCAUCCUAAAGCAAAUAUGUAUGAUACUGUCAAUUUAAACACAACACUGUAACAGUAAGAUAAAGGUGUACAUUUACAAGCGGCCUUAUGUACAUUUCCCAGUUUCCUUUUUAAGGCAAGAAUUGUGACUAUAUGUGUAUAAUUAAAAUCCUUUUUAAUCCUUUGCCUUUGAAGAUAUUUUGGAAAGAUAUUUACUUUGUAUAUUCAGUUUCUGAAAGAUAAAAUGCAUUGUAUCUUGUUCAAGCUGGCAUUUUGUAUAAGCACUUCUUCGUUUUUGUGACAUAAUAUAGGUGCUUUGCCUCAGAUUUGUUGGAGGGAGUGACAGUUACAGCAUAUGGAAAAGUUUUGGGGUGGAGGUUCCAGGAAAUGAAAAAGAACAGUGCACUUCAUUUAGGCAGCUUCUUAAUAGAAACAUGCAAAUACCUGCAUACCAUAAAAAUAGUUUAUUCGAUUGUUGAUGUUUUUAAAAUAAUAGUAAUACCACCUAAAAUACAUAAAUAAAAAUGUAUGGUAAUUUCUGUUCAUAAUAGCUUUCUCCCCAUUUACAUAAUUGUUAAAUAUGUGAUAAUUAUAUUGGUUAUAGAACAGUUUUCUCAUAGAAGUUGCAACUUGAUAGCAUUCUGAAAUUCCAGUAAAAUUUAUCUUCUGAUGCAAAGAAUAUAUGAUUUGAAGAGUUGGAAAAACAUAGAUCUUUUGUAUUCUGCUAUAUGUUAGAUAGCCUACAUGUCUAUAAAACUUAAUUCAAAUAUAAUUUACUGCUCCUCAAUAUAUUGCAAGUCUGUCCUAUAACCUAUUGGCUCAAUGAAGUGUCAUAUUUAUAAUACAGGAAACACUGUUCUGCUAUCUGACUGAAAUAUAUUUACACAGUAGAAGUAUGGAACAACAGAAAUGGCUUUCCUCAGCUAGUAGCUGGAAUCAAUCUUACAUACGUUGAAAAAUUCUCCCACCCCCCUGACACCCUUCUUUGAUAUCUCCUUUGAUGUAGAUUUAUUUAGGUCUGCUCAGCAUCUAGGCCGCUAUUAGUUCAUAUUGAAUGAUGUAAUGUUCACCUGUAAUAUUCUGUAUAGAAAAAUGAAAAUGUGUAAGUUUAUGUUCUUCUUUCCAAAAGGUGGUGGUCCACUGACUAUAAUUACUCUACUUUUGUUGGAAACUUUAGCUAUGUUAGGAUGAAAUAAGAUGCAUCAUUUUUUUUCUUUGUGGAUUUUUAUAUAUUAUUAUUAUAAAAUAUUGGUUAUUCAAUCAGCCAGAUGCUUAGACUGGAUUUGGCAUCUUUGUCCACCUGUUGAGUCCUUCCUAAGGAACUGGAAUAAGUAAAUGUUGUUAUUUGAUAAUAUGAAAGGUAUUGUUGCAUUAUUAUGAUUGGUCACACAGCCAGAUGGUUAGACUGGAUUUGACAUUAUUAAUACACUUAUCAAGUUUUUAAUUACCUGUUCACAACAAUGUGAAGUCGCAGCUGCCCAUUCUUUAGCUGCUGUUGGCCUUCAUUCACCCAAGAACCUAGGAUGUCAAAAUAUAUCAGCCUAGUAUAUAUCUGGCAAUCCAAGCAGUGUGGCCUUUUGCAAUUGAUAAAUGGAAAUGUUGUCAAUGCACUGAUUUUCUAAGUGCUGUCUAGGAUAACCACUAGGACCACCAUGCCCGAUUUAUGUCACUUCAAUUUCCAGAUCUUGAUAUUAAUAUUAUUAUUUAGUAUUUAUAUGCCACCUAUCAAAUAAAUUAGCAAUUAUGCUUCAGUUAUCUGUUAGUUUCCCACUUGUUAGGCCACUUAUAAAACAAUCCCUUGCAAUUGACCUUGGUAGCUGAAGCUAAUGGGAGUUGUUUAAAACGAACCUUUGUAGUAAUAUUUGAUCUGUGUAUUUUCUAUAGAAGCUUCUAUGUAUGCUCCUUGUAAAGUUUCCACUGGAAAGUACAGGACACCUGAGAUCCCAAUGUUUUGUAUGUCCAAAAUUUGUAUAUCUGUCACAUUUAUGUAUAUAUUGGAUAAAAUACAUUUUAACA